AUGAGUGUUGAUCGAUCCAUCCAGCGAGACUUGUGGGAGUUGUUUCAUCUCUACUUCAAUGAUGAAUUUUUGCCUGCAGCAGAGUUGGUAAUCCGCAAUGCCUACAGAUCCCUCCCUGAGGACAAAAAUCGAAAGCGCAGAUCCGAUGACAAUGAUAAGGAGGAAUCGCCAGUGAAGAAAUCCAAACCAGAUACUGGAACAUCAGCAGUUCGCGAAACAAAUAUUCAGAAUUCUUAG
Penicillium malachiteum is the source of this 237-nucleotide messenger RNA. RefSeq lists its product as uncharacterized. Lineage: Eukaryota; Fungi; Ascomycota; Eurotiomycetes; Eurotiales; Aspergillaceae. Bases 1 to 237 code for a protein of 78 amino acids. The record is from RefSeq and is a predicted model, not a curated record. The transcript has a single exon.